Molecule: messenger RNA, 990 nt
Organism: Pseudopodoces humilis (Tibetan ground-tit)
Lineage: Eukaryota; Metazoa; Chordata; Aves; Passeriformes; Paridae
Source: RefSeq, a predicted model, not a curated record
AUGCUGAUGCCGCUGGAGCGGCUCCGCUCCAUCCUGGAGCUGCUGUUUCGCGAGGGUGUUCUGGUCGGGGAGCGGGACGGCUGCCCCCGGCGCACCCACCCGCAGCUGCCCGGCGUGGCCAACGUGGAGGUUCGGCGUGCCAUGGCCUCGCUGCGCUCCCGCGGCCUCGUGCGCCAGACGGCCGCCUGGCGACACCUCUACUGGUACCUGACGGACGCCGGCGUCGCCCACCUGCGCCAGUACCUGCGGCUGCCGCCGGACGUGGUCCCGCGCUCCCUGCAGCGCGUCCCCCGCCCCGCCGCCCCCCGGCCCCGCGCCGCCGCCGGUCCCCACCGGGCGCGUCCCGCCGCCGGUGACCGGCUGUACCGCAGGAAGGACGAGGGCGUGGGGCACGUGGAGCCCAGCGCCGUCAGCGCAGCGCAGGGGGUGGCCCAGCCGCCCCCCCAGCCCGGCCCGGCCGCAGUCGCCUCCGGUCCAAGUUUCCAGCCCGGAGGCGCCGAGCCCGGUCCCUGCCAGCGCCGUGAGUCACCGGCCGCCGGGGGGGCCGGGCCCGCGGCGCUGCUGUCCCGUGGCUGCGGCUCCUCGCGGGCAGCACCCACGUCCCGUGGGGACCGGAGGGGUUGUCCCGAGGGCUGGCCCGGGGGUCACAUCUCGCGCCGGGCUCCGGGGCUGCCGUGGCUGCCCGACCCUCGCGUGGGACGCGUGGGACUGGACCCCGUCCAGUGCUGGUGCCAGCCGAUCCGGCUCCAGGCUUUCCCUCCGCCCCGGCAGCCUCUGCCGGAAAACCCGGCCUGGAAUCCCGUCUUUCGGGGACGGGGCCGCGCCGGCGGCCGGGGGUUGCGGGGUCCCCGCGGGGGCGGAGGGGGUCCGGUACCCCCUCCGCGGCCCCACUACCCCCCUGCCCGGGGGGCCGGCGUCCUUCGGCGGCGGGGCCGUGCCGGAGCUCUCAGUUCUGAUGUCACGGCGACCCCCGAGAUGACGGCCGGGUGA